AUGCUGAUGCCCACUUACUUCCUGCUGCUCCUGCUGAUGCUCUUGGGGGGUCCAAGGACAAGCAUCUCCCACAGGUUCUACAAUGCUGGGCCAGUCUUCAGCUGCCUCAACACAACCCUGUCUGAGGUUAAGAAGAGCAAGCUGGCGGACGUGCCCCUGGCCCUGCUGAGCAAGAAGACCUUCUUUGACCACCUGCCCAUGCAAGACCCUUCAGGAAAAGAACGGGACGAACAAAGACAUGGCAAGAACAAAAGAACGUUCUCAGGCCCUGGAGGUGGGAAUGGGGCUGGAAUCACGCGGUACAGAUACCAGCCCCAAGCACAGCACAAGUGGAAGCUGUACCCGGACAAGGCCAAAAGUGACCGAGGCACCAAAUUCACGCUGUCGCUUGACGUUCCCACUAACAUCAUGAACAUCCUCUUCAAUAUCGACAAGGCCAAGAAUUUGCGAGCCAAGGCAGCUGCCAACGCUCAACUCAUGGCACAGAUUGGGAAGAAGAAGUAA
Messenger RNA from Acomys russatus (golden spiny mouse), 504 nucleotides. It is a transcript of the gene Ucn3, whose product is annotated as urocortin 3. Gene Ontology annotation, cellular component: extracellular region. The record is from RefSeq and is a predicted model, not a curated record. The transcript has a single exon. Gene Ontology annotation, molecular function: hormone activity; corticotropin-releasing hormone receptor 2 binding. Lineage: Eukaryota; Metazoa; Chordata; Mammalia; Rodentia; Muridae. Gene Ontology annotation, biological process: cellular response to nutrient levels; adenylate cyclase-activating G protein-coupled receptor signaling pathway; hormone-mediated signaling pathway. The coding region runs from base 1 to 504 and encodes 167 amino acids.